Acanthaster planci (crown-of-thorns starfish) is the source of this 4415-nucleotide messenger RNA. Its product is annotated as cation channel sperm-associated auxiliary subunit beta-like. Gene Ontology annotation, cellular component: cilium; CatSper complex. Lineage: Eukaryota; Metazoa; Echinodermata; Asteroidea; Valvatida; Acanthasteridae. The record is from RefSeq and is a predicted model, not a curated record.
UUGUGAGGUUGGCCUACAUGAUAACAUCCCAUUUUGGGACCCGCGUGGGCUUGAGUUGAAUCUUGAUCGUGUUUGUGUUUUUAGAUAAACUGUGGCAGAGCUUCAUGUCCAUGAUUUCUCAUCAAGCGAUGCUUGCACAAAGUUGCCGCGGUACACUUGUACAUGACAGACUUGUACGAUGCUGCCUUCCAGUGAUUCUUCAUUUUAUUUACUCUUGACAACUUUAGGAAUAACAUUGCAACUUUCUCUUACAUCACAAUCAACUGGUUACUUUUUGUCUGUUGGUUCUUACAGAACAGAUGCAGGUGAAUUGAAUGGGAAAUUCUACUUAGAGAACUCACAAGUGGUAUUCCAGUGUGAGAUAGCUACUGAUGUCGAUGAUAGAGAUGAUGGAUUGGAUACCAGGUCCAUUGGGCAUUCAUUUGCCUCCAUGGGAUUGGCACCUCACAUCACAAUACACAACACAACAUGGAUUCGAACCAUCCACUUCCCUCUAGAAUCAUGGAAUAGUUCCCUUGGUGUGUGGUACCUGUCAAAAUCCAAGGAAGACAUCUUCACUCAAGACAGUGGCACAGAAGAUUGGAUUGUUGAAGUCGAUCUAGAUACUUCAACAGAACUUCUUAGAGUCGCUACAUCGUUAAUGGACCUUACUAAAGUAUCUUUUGUGAACACCAAUCUUGGAGAGCCUGUUGCUUCGUCGUCAUUUAUGACUGAUCCCAGCUUACUAAGUGAUGUCACAAAAUUCCUCCUGGCACCAGCACCAUGUUCGCCCGAUGUUGCCGUCUUAGGACUUGGCUACAACUCAACUGAAACAAAAGGAAUAAUUGUGGGGGUUACGAGGGAUGCCGUUGGUCGUGAGAGUAAUAACACAUUUUGGUACAACAUCACCACCCAACUUUGCCAAGCUGUUACACCAAAUGAAUGUGAUGAGAUAGCUUUAAUUGAUCUGAUCCUAACAGCUGAUCAGUCGUUACUUCUUCUGACAACUCACGGCUUGUUUCGAGGUCAGCUACCUUCAUCACAACCCCGGGAUUCAAGAGGCACUUUGGUGCAGAAGCAGGUUCUGUGGAAUCUUGUGGAAUUACCCAGCUCAAUAUCCUUUAUUUCCUUCCAUCUCUCCUAUACACCCGUGUGCUUCAACAGAUACACUAAAUCCUCCACUGAACAAGUUGCCUAUGUUGCAAUGGUGAAGUCCGGUAAUGACAAGGCUGUUUAUGCAAGUUAUUCCCCUUACACCAACUGGACAGUCUCAGCAUCAAAUUGUCCAUUCAGCCAACCUAGCAGCUUAGUGUAUGACCAUCACACCAAUAGCUUUGUAAUACUACAGGAGAAAGAGGGUGUUCACUCCAUCCUUGCCUUCAGUACUGACCAGCUUCUACAGGUUGGCGCUGUGAAUUGCUCACGUUUUUCUUCCUUUGAUCUUCCCUCUGCCUUCUUUCCCACUGAAGGCAGAUCUCUGUGUUUCAAUCCAACGACUCAUGAAAUCUUUGUCUAUGGCAAUCAGGUGUGGCUGUCCAAUGAUGGAGGGGAUAGUUUUCAUCAAGUUCUCAUUCUGUAUCAUAACGAAACUAUAAAUGGCUGCUAUAUCAGUGCACAAGGAGGUGACGUGAUCUUUACGAGCAACCUUCACAAAUUGUUUUUUGGUAAAACAGGUGUGAAGAGGUUGAUUGAGCUGGUUAUAUCCCCAUCUCCAUCAACCUUGCAGUCCCUGGCUGUUCACAUCACUCAGACUGGCUCCAUAAUUGUCAUGGGGAUUACCAAGUUAAGCCAGCAGUGGUGGGUGCAGGAGAUAAAGAUAUCAAGAGCCGUGCAGCUGUCGGAGAUUGUGCCACAAAGCGCCCUCGCUGUCCAGUUUGUUACGGAAGCCAAGGCGAUCCUUUAUGAAGUCAUCUCGGCCGAGGCUGAUAACCGCUCCCACGUACCAAGGAUGUUGAGCCCAAUGACGGCGGGCAAGCAGUUGAAUCAAAGGGAUAUUGGGAGGGCCAUCAUCACAGACUCACUGCCCGAGUUUCAGAUUCACAACUACUCUGUGGUCGUUGGCAGAGCUCACGUCUACAAACAGUUUGAUGCGGAGACAUGGAUGACAAGACCAGCACUCAAACAUGAUGUCAUUAUCCAACCCUAUGAUGGAAAGACAGUCCUGAUGUAUCUCAAAGUGAAGAGAACAGGUGUACCUGGGUGGCAUUGCGGUGAUGUUGGUAAGACAUUUGAGAUGCCUGGUGCUUCUAGCAUCCUGAUCCUAGCCUGUCAUAAUCGGACACACAUCCAGGGCUUGCCCUUGAUAGUCCAAAUGCUCAAGGAUACUUACCCCGCCAAGAGAUGGAGGUUGUUUGACUUGAGAGCCUACCCAAACCAGGCUGAGGUUAUCAAUCAGACGCUUUCCGUCAACACAAGUAGCAGCAUCGCGUGCCUUGAAGAGGAAGGAAGAUUCGCCUUUACCCAACUUCAUACAAAUAUGACGCUUGAGGUUACAGGCGGACACGCCAAAAUUGGGCAGAUUAUCGAUGAGAGUUGCUGUCAGCUAGUUGAUAUCUCAGACUCGGUCAGUGGACAGUUCAGCCCUAGAGAGUGGGGACUCUACCAAACAUUCCCAGAUGGUAGAGGGGGUAUGUUCCCCCACCUGACUUUAACUGAGGCCUCAUGUCAACACCACCUGACCCCUGACACUAACGCCAGCAAGUAUGCAGUCAGGCAGCUUGAUCUAAGCAGAAGCUUCAAGUUCUCCCUGACGGCAAGCCGGAGAGGCAAAAAAGCCAAGGACAGGCCAUUGAUGUAUUACCAAGUAGCUAAUGCGAAGUUGAUCAACGUGCGGUCCAGUUACGCCCAAGACAAAUAUGGAUCAGAGACAAUGACGCUGAGCGUCCGAAAUAUGCUGCACAGGAAGGGUUCCUCCUCGGUGACCUUUAACCUCCCAGAUGCAUCCCUUCUGUGUCCCCGUACGUCAUUUACUCUGACUUUUCAAGCAGCCUGCCCCUUCACCAAGCACCUGCAUUAUGUAUACCAGCCUCAACUCACCCAGCAGGAAUUCUUAUACGGCAAUCCUACAGACUCCAAGGGCAAACCCAUAUUGAUUGACAUUCCGGUCAACUAUCGACCCCCAUCACUUCUAGGUAUUUCCAUUCCAACCAGUAACAAUAUCUACAAUGCUGAUCCUAGUCAGCCAAGACCCAGAGAUAUCUAUCAGAUAUCAAAGGACAGCGGUACCUACAAGCAGUGCCUAGGUAAAACCAAUCGCUCUGAGUGUGGUUGCACUGAUGCCAUGAAGAUGUCAUCCUUAGAGAGAGACACGGACUGUAGACAGCGGGCCUACAGGUUAGUGCAUCCUGGCAAGUUAUCCCUGAGGUUCCAGAUCUUAGAAGCGGAGACGGAACCAACCGAGCUGCUGGAACUUUAUGUCAUCACCUUGAAGGAAGUGAACGGAAGGCAGGACUACAUGGUUGAAGCUGAGUCCACCCCCAGCUUGGACAAGAUGAAGGAGGAGCUUAGUGAAGUAAUGAACAACACGAGUGAGUUUAUUGACCCGGCCACAGUGAGACUCACACUCACGGGUUCAGGACUCUAUCACUUCAGAGCGUCAGUAAUUCCAGGUUUCAGUUACUGUAAUUUGGAAGAUGAAGUGCAGGUGUAUGUUGACAUGGCGCCUCUACCGAACCCUACCCAGAUGAUUGUCAUCACUGUCAUCAGCAUUGUGAUUGGCGGCGUGUUGUUCUCAGUGUAUCUCUAUUAUCUUCAUUUGCACCAUCAGCCACGCAUCCGAAAAACUGGCUCGCAGUGUAUGGACCCUCAGGAACUACGAGAACAAAUGAAGCAGUGAGGAUGAUGGUGGUGUCUGGUUUCAAUCUGACAUGAUUGUGGAGGGAGGUCCAAUAAGAAUUCUUAAAGUCCAAGAAAUCAGGUCAUGAGAAUUAUCUUCCUGAACUGCGUCCAGUCUUGACCAGGCAUUAUUGCCAGCUGUUUACAAGCUUGUCAAAAUAAAAGGAGGCCCAAAAUGUGUUUUGUUUUUUUGGAAUAAAUAAUUAUUCUUUGCAUAUUGCAUACUCUUUUUCUAGGGAACUCUGUCCACUUUCUGUCAAAAACGUUAUAUCUUUUUAGCAGUUUUCCAAAUGUUGUGAAUUUUCUGCAGAUCCAUGCUGACUAUUGGCUUUGCAUAAGUUUACUUCAUAAAAAAGUUCUUGAAUCUUUACAUGUUUUUCUGCUGAACUUGUAGAUUUGAGAUUAUUAUCAUUUUACUUAGGGUUCCCAUAGUAACCCCAACAAUUGAGCAAUUAAAUUGUUCCAAAUAAUAUUCAUUAUUGCUUGUCACAAAGAAUUGGUGCAACCAAUAUGUAGAGUACUUUGCUUCUUGAUGUUACAAAAAAAUUACUUGCCAAGUGAAGUUGUUUAUAAAUUUUUAUAAAUGUCACAUGUUCUGAAGU